Molecule: messenger RNA, 6182 nt
Organism: Phyllostomus discolor (pale spear-nosed bat)
Lineage: Eukaryota; Metazoa; Chordata; Mammalia; Chiroptera; Phyllostomidae
Gene: GRK3
Product: G protein-coupled receptor kinase 3
Exons: 21
Coding region: 103-2169 (688 amino acids)
Biological process (GO): regulation of signal transduction; G protein-coupled receptor signaling pathway; protein phosphorylation
Molecular function (GO): G protein-coupled receptor kinase activity; ATP binding; G protein-coupled receptor binding
Source: RefSeq, a predicted model, not a curated record
UGCCCCGGGGCGGCCCCCCCACGUCGGGGCGCAGCGGGCGGCGGCGGCGGGAGCGCGUCCCGUCCGGGUCCCGAGGAGCCGCCGCCGCCGCCGCUCGCCAACAUGGCGGACCUAGAGGCCGUGCUGGCCGAUGUCAGCUACUUGAUGGCGAUGGAAAAGAGCAAGGCGACCCCGGCCGCCCGAGCCAGCAAGAGGAUCGUCCUGCCCGAGCCCAGUAUCCGGAGCGUGAUGCAGAAGUAUCUGGCGGAGAGGAAUGAAAUAACCUUUGACAAGAUUUUCAAUCAGAAAAUCGGUUUCUUGCUAUUUAAAGAUUUUUGUUUGAAUGAAAUUAAUGAAGCUGUACCUCAGGUGAAGUUUUAUGAAGAGAUAAAAGAGUAUGAGAAGCUCGAGAGUGAGGAAGAUCGCCUUUGCAGAAGCCGGCAGAUUUACGACACCUACAUCAUGAGGGAGCUGCUGUCUUGUUCACAUCCAUUCUCCAAGCAAGCCGUCGAGCAUGUCCAGAGCCAUCUGUCGAAGAAGCAAGUGACGUCAGCCCUCUUCCAGCCGUACAUAGAGGAGAUCUGUGACAGUCUUCGCGGCAACAUUUUCCAAAAAUUUAUGGAAAGUGACAAGUUCACUAGAUUUUGCCAGUGGAAGAACGUAGAAUUAAAUAUCCACCUGACCAUGAAUGAUUUCAGCGUACACAGGAUCAUCGGCCGGGGAGGCUUCGGUGAAGUGUACGGCUGCAGGAAGGCGGACACUGGGAAGAUGUACGCAAUGAAAUGCUUAGACAAGAAGAGGAUCAAGAUGAAACAAGGCGAGACGUUAGCCUUGAACGAGAGGAUUAUGUUGUCGCUUGUGAGCACAGGAGACUGCCCCUUCAUCGUCUGCAUGACCUACGCCUUCCACACCCCGGACAAGCUCUGCUUCAUCCUGGACCUGAUGAACGGGGGCGACCUGCACUACCACCUCUCCCAGCACGGGGUGUUUUCUGAGAAGGAGAUGCGCUUCUACGCCACCGAGAUCAUCCUGGGGCUGGAGCACAUGCACAGCCGCUUCGUGGUGUACAGAGACCUGAAGCCAGCAAACAUCCUCUUGGACGAAUACGGACACGUUAGGAUAUCGGACCUCGGUCUCGCCUGUGAUUUUUCCAAAAAGAAGCCGCACGCGAGUGUGGGCACCCACGGGUACAUGGCGCCGGAGGUGCUGCAGAAGGGGACGGCGUACGACAGCAGUGCCGACUGGUUCUCCCUGGGCUGCAUGCUGUUCAAGCUUCUCAGAGGGCACAGCCCGUUCAGACAGCAUAAGACCAAGGACAAGCACGAAAUAGACCGGAUGACGCUCACCGUGAAUGUGGAGCUCCCGGACGCCUUCUCCCCGGAGCUGCGGUCCCUGCUGGAGGGCCUGCUGCAGCGGGAAGUCAGUAAGCGGCUCGGCUGCCACGGAGGCGGUGCAGAGGAAGUGAAGGAGCACAGCUUCUUCAAAGGCGUCGACUGGCAGCACGUCUACUUACAAAAGUACCCUCCACCCUUGAUCCCUCCCCGGGGAGAAGUCAAUGCUGCCGACGCCUUUGACAUUGGCUCCUUCGAUGAAGAGGACACCAAGGGCAUCAAGCUUCUGGACUGCGACCAGGAGCUCUACAGGAACUUCCCGCUGGUGAUCUCCGAGCGCUGGCAGCAGGAAGUGGUGGAGACCAUUUAUGAGGCGGUGAACGCAGACACGGAUAAAAUCGAGGCCAGGAAGAGAGCCAAAAAUAAGCAGCUUGGCCACGAAGAAGAUUACGCCCUGGGGAGAGACUGCAUUAUGCACGGGUACAUGCUGAAACUGGGAAACCCGUUCCUGACUCAGUGGCAGCGCCGGUAUUUUUACCUCUUUCCAAACAGGCUCGAAUGGAGAGGAGAGGGCGAGUCUCGGCAAAAUUUGCUGACCAUGGAGCAGAUCGUGUCGGUGGAAGAAACUCAGAUUAAAGACAAAAAGUGCAUUUUGUUGAGGAUAAAAGGAGGGAAGCAGUUUGUCCUGCAGUGUGAGAGCGACCCCGAGUUUGUGCAGUGGAAGAAAGAGCUGACGGAAACGUUCACCGAGGCCCAGCGGGUGCUGCGGCGCGCCCCCAAGUUCCUCAACAGGCCCCGGCUGGGUGUCGUGGAGCUCUCGAAGCCGCCCCUCUGCCACAGGAACAGCAAUGGCCUCUGACACCCCGGGCGGGGCGGGUCCUGGCCCCGACGGGGCCUUGAGGAAGUCCACACCGGGCGUCUCCAGCCCUUGGAGGGGAGCCUUCCGGAGGAGGACGAGGAGCAGAGGGUGGCCCACCCCUUUCCGGGGUUCUCCCGCCGCUGGGGAGACCCCGGACGGACGCUGAGACACUCCUAAUAGGAGUCGUGACCUUGCUCAGGCCUGGGGCCGCCUCCCCCCUCUGCAGAGCGCCGCCCGCGCCGUCCCACUGUCCACACGCAAAACUACUGAAGAAGAGGAAGUUUUCUCUUUGCUACACACUCAUUUUGGUACCUACGAACCCUGAACUCGAGGCGACUCCUACUUAUCACUUGGAUUCUUACGUCCGAUAUCAAACAUACCUUCGACUCGCCAAGAGGGAACGUAACUGCCCGCAGUGUCGGGCCAUCGGUCGUCCCGGUGCGGCCACGUUUCACCCAUGAACAGUCACUGCCGGUUCCGUGUGUCUUUGCCGCGAGCUGCUGGGGGUGGGGGCCGGCCGGGGCUUCCUCUGUGCGCGUCAGAGCCCCCGUCGUGGCCUGGGGCUGAAAGCCGAAGGCGGUCCCUGCACAGGCGGCACUGGGGCCCCCGCAGGUGCGGGUCUGCCUCGGCCGGGGGCCCGCAGUCCGAGGGGAGCAGAGGGAGCGCGCCCGCAGAGCCCCCGGGGGCCCCUCAGCACCGAGGGCGCUCCGAGGUAGACCAUCGGGAACGUUUACAGCGACUCUGGGGGAGGGAGAGGCAGGCGGGUGUUAAAUUCAGGGCAAUAACGACUGUCAGAAAUCGCGUUCGGGGCUGAGGCUGCGGGGUGUCCCCUCUCAGGCCGUGGUGUGACACGGUAGUUCUGGAUCCCUCUGCCCGACCCCAGAAAACAUAUCAGCGACGGAUGUGCAAGGGAAGGAGACUGUCUCACCUCUUAGUAUAAUUUAAAAUGAAGUUUCUUGAAAAAAGAAUGAAUGUGUCAAAAUGGGUCAGCUGUGUAUGUGGACUUUACGUUGUCAUCUACCUGUCGUCAGUGACUAACCCUUCACUCCGGGCGGGUGUGCGGUGACCGUGACGUGGGAGCGUGAAGAUGGUCCCCCGAUCUCAGCAGCGGCCUCUCCCCGGCGAGUGCCCUGCCCCCCUCCCGCCCCGGGAAUGCUGGCGGAUGAGAGCAGGGAGUUUCCCCCAACACCUUCCGUGUCGUCAGACGAAAAGGUCAUGAUCAUGAUGACUUUGAAAGUCCACCUGCUUGUCCUGCUCGUAGUGCAGUCGCAUGUACGUUGCCAGGUCAACCACUAACAAACAGUACACGUGACUCGCCCCCCAGUCGUCCUGUCCGUGGUAUUCUUGGCGGCUCCCCAUCUCCAUGCACUUCCCUGCCAUGUUCCCUGGGACAGAGAGCGCUGUGUGAAGGAAAGUCUGUUUUCAGAGUUGGGAAGAUGAUUACCGAAAGUGUCUUUUAUUUUUCAUGGGAGUUACUUUGGAAAAGAAAUUUGGAGGGUCACCGUCCAUCUCAACUGUUCACUGGAGUUUAAACGGACACACUGCCGUCUGCCGUCUGCUGUUUCCAGCACAGGGGGCGGGGUGUGGCCUGCAGUCCUGGUUCGGAAAGGGAAGAACCGUCAUUAAGUUCUGGGUUUUUUUUUUUAAAAAAAAGGCCGAAAAGCCCACCGAGACAGAAGAGCGGUUUGUAAAGAGGGAGGGUGCCCCGGCUUGUUGCCACCCCCGCCACGGCAGACACACACGAGCAUGCAGAAUCGAGGGGUCUCCCAGCUGCUCUGCAGAAGGCACCUGGGCCCCUCAGGGUCUGGGCGUGGUGCCCCACAUUGCCUGGCCGGGGUAUUAGCCUCACCAACUCGCUUCUCUGUAGAAGGUACAAUUUUUGCUCUGGCAUGGAAGGGAAGGUGAAUCUCUUAGAAAUUUAGAAAUGGCUCGUUAGAAAUAGGAACUGGAAUCAGAUGGCCCAGGAACCCUUACGCCCUGACUUACCCCAAGUAAGCUUUUCCGUUCCCCCAGCUCACACCUGGUAUGCAACAGUGUGGCUGAGAAGGAUGUUACCUGCAUGGGGGGAGGUUAUGACGGUGCUCCGUGCCGGGGGGUGGAGGUGGGGUGGCAGCUCGCUUGGGCAGGUCUCUGGGAUGUGGGGCUCCAGUUUGGCAGUCCUGCGGGGGCCGGUCUGGUGCCCGAGGCCUUGGCCCUUCUGGCGGGGGAAAUGUCCCUGCUACCAGACGGGAGACACCCCUGGGCACCUGUGGGUCGGUCAGCACCCGGUGCCAGCGCUGCCAAAGGCCAUCGAUGUGGAAGUCCGGGUGUACGUGGCUGUUUCAGGCGGUAUUAAGUGUCAUUCCCAGAUGUUUGACCCUUACUGUGUUUGGGCCAUUAAAAAAAGAAAAAAUUCUGCACAAGUUGUCUCGUUAUUUUAGAGAUAUAUAUACGAGUAUGUUUAAAUGGUUGGGGUACUUAACCGCUGUCAAAGAAGAUGAUUGAAUUGAUAUUAUUUUUAUACAGUUAUGUUAUAAUAAGUAUUUAAUAAUUCAGAGGAAUCAAAGUAAAAUCUAAAAAUAGGUUGCUUAAGCUGCUAUACAAUAUAUAUGGAGAAAAUUUAAAACUUUCAUGAAUCUGAGGUCAUUUUUUUUUUUAACCUAAAACACUCUCUUCGGUGCAUUUAUCCCUCCCAUCAUGAUUUUUUCUUUUAUAUGAUAUUUAAAGAUGAUGUUUCAGCAAAACUUGUAGGAAUCAGCUCUUAUGUCACUGCUGCCUCGGAUGUUCCUUCCCUCGUGCCUCUGAUUGGUCGGUUCACUGAAGUUGCUGCUUGGAUUCUGUGUCUGAAAAGGAAGGGCCGGAGGUCAAGGUGCACGGAGGAGGGGAAGCUCGGACGGUGCACCAGGCCCAGGAAGACUGCAACAGCAAACGGCGACGUGCUUUAAGCAAGGUUUACUCUGCUUUGCAGUUGGACAUACAUCGUAAAAUAUCAGAAGCAGUUGUUUUAAGGCCCUCAAUGACCAUUAAAAAAAUAUCAUUUACCAAUUAACAGUAUGAUUCAACUAGAUUAAAAAGGCCAAAGUGUGCUUUGUCUGGUAAUGAUUUUUUAUUUCAUUCAGGAUUAUAGUUGGACCAAUUCAAGACACUGGAUUUGUCAGUGGAAUUGAUUUUCCUGAUGUUUCAAAAUGUUAACCUAGAGAGAAAUAAAAGCAAAAUUCUCAAAGCUGGAUUUUUUUGGAUUGAUGUAAGUCUGUAAAAAAACAAACAAACUUGGAAGUGUGUUGGUUUAAGUUCAUACUUACCUUGUGCAGUUUAAUCAUAUGUGAUUUUUUUUUCGUCGUCAUGUUGAGGGACGUGCUUCGGUGUCAUUCAGAGAUGCUUGACGAAUUAACUGCUCCCCAUCGGGCGACAGACCUGUCGUUUCUACCCAGACAGGAGUUGGGCGUCCCUGGGGUCUGUGCCAGGUGGCGGCUGGAGGGGGGUGGACUGGGUGUCACAGGGAGAGCAGUGGGAGAAAUGGGGAAAAAAUCAUUCCUUUGCCACCAUCAAGCACACUGAUUACAGAGAAGUCGGCUAGUGAUUAUUUUGAAACUUGGUCCCUUUAUUUUUGAACGUGGAGCUGCCUAAGUUCUGAAGAAGCCCUUUGCUGUCUCCACGAGAACCUUCUGUUGAAACUAAGUUGCUGCCACGUGUCAUUGAGCAUCUUCAGGAAGGCUCAGGGGCCCCGGAGCUAAAGCCCCGUCUCAGUGUGUGUGUGUGUGCCUUGCGGCCGUAGGGAGGACCACGGCAUCUGGGUGGCUGUGGGUGCUGGGUGCAUUCCCCCGUCGGUCAGUUUCGGACAUGACUGCAGACCCAUUGAAACUGCAGUAGAACCCCCAGAAAAACAGGACUGAGCCUGCUGCUGAAGCUGUACCCAUUUCUAGAGUGAGCUCGGAUGGUUCGAGUUUUCAAGACUCUAAUUUCUAAAGCUGUAACAUGGUAAGGUUGACUUCAGAGGCUGGAAUUAACUUAGAUUCAUGUUAAUGUAAUUUUUU